Messenger RNA from Lepisosteus oculatus (spotted gar), 6936 nucleotides. Lineage: Eukaryota; Metazoa; Chordata; Actinopteri; Semionotiformes; Lepisosteidae. The record is from RefSeq and is a predicted model, not a curated record.
CCUGGCUUUUUUUUUUCGUAGCAUUAAGUCACAUAUUAGCGAAUUAAAAUCAGUUGUUAUGUUCUUCGGGGGUUUUAUUAUGUGGCGUUAAUAUGUGAUUAUGAGAUUAAAGCGUUACCAAGUCCUGGUUGUAUACGAUCGCUGUGUCAUCGUAAAUGUGAUACAGAAUAGAGAAUAUAGUGCGUUUAGAGUCCUCUGGAAGUGUGAGGGCUACGCGUCGGCGUUUUGCAACUUUCUUCAAAGCCUUUUCAUGCACAUGAUCUUUCCGAAGUCUGAACUCCACUAAGAGCAGUGUCCCGUUUAGAAUAGCGGACUUUAUCGCUGAGCGGCAGGAGGACGAGGGGAUUUCCGAGAAAACAGAACCGAAACGAAAGCGCCGCUCCGAGACAAGUACAGCUCCGAGGGGCUCGACCGGGCUGAGCCGAGAGAUGGCCGAGCGCUACCUGUACCCUGUCUGGGUGGAAGGCGAUUGGACUGGCAUUCCCAAUCUGAAAAACAAGCUCCAGAUUUACUUUCAGAGUAAGAAGAAGUCCAGUGGAGGGGACUGCCAGGUGGAUUGUGGAGACGUCGGGGAACGAAAGGCUGUCGUGUGGUUCAGAACUGAGGAAACCAGGCAGCGCAUUCUUGAGAAGGGGAACCAUGCGCUGAAGUUAGACAAAAGUGUGGUGAAGCUGACUGUCAGAAAACAGGAACAACCAGCUGAGAAAAGCCCAGAGCCAAUAAAAGAAUCUUCUGGCACACAUAAAUCGUCUUCAUCUUCUACUCUCAAAGAUGCUCCAGAAGAAUCCAGUGUUUCUUCCAAAGUUCAGGAAAAAAACACAGAUCCAGAUGAAGACAUUCCAGAGACAGCCUCUUUGGUGCUGGAAAAUGUUCAGGAGAAAAUUAGCAAGGAUUUUCUGGAGAUGCUGGUGGAAAACAUCGCAGAUUGCUCUGCAGAGUCUGAUUUCAGUUUAGAGAUCAUAUAUGAUAUAAAUGCAGCAGUUGUGUCAUUUAAAAACAGCAAAGAUGUUCAGACCUUUCUUGCCAAGUGUGCCAAAAACAAGAUGUUCAGACAGUGGAAUUUAGUUGCCCGACCCCUUGAAGUCACCACAAGUGUGAAAGUGGAAAACAUUCCUUCAGUUACCAAAGACUUUAUGGAGCUGUACUUCGAACGAGAGGGAGAGGUGAAAGAGGUUCUGAUGAUGGAUGGGGAGCAGUCAGCUAUUGUAACCUUUUUGGACCACAGAGUUGCUGAAAACGUAAUAAGAAAAAGACAUCAGAUCAGUAAAGUGCCCAUCAGUGUGUACCUGUAUUAUGAGUCCCUGGGCACGGCUUUAUAUGGCAAAGACAGACCAGUGUGGAAGCUGCCAGACCCCUUUACUGAAAGCAUUGACCAGGCCCUGUGGAAGUUUCUUCAUACAGGUCAGAAGCAGGUGACAGUCAUCAGCAGUCAGAUGGAGAAGCACUUCUGUGAGGUGGACUUGGGAAGCUCCACUGUCAGGAUCAGCCCAUUACCAGCCUUGCUGAAGCAAAAAGGUUUGACAGCCAAGCACAUUGAUGCUUGGAAAGAGAAUGCUUCCGCUGCCUUCCGCAAUACCAUGUCCAAGUACAGUUCCUUUGAAUAUCCUGUGAAUCCCUUAGUGUGGAGUGAAUCUGAGAAGGAAAUCCGCAGAGCAGUGACACAGGCAGCAAUCUUGGAGCCUGACAUGGCUAAGAAGUCUGUAGCUGUAGCAGGCUUGUCCGAAGAUGCUAACAGACUGAAAGAGAUGCUGGUGGAAAUUGUGGAGAGAAACUCUAAGAAGCUUGAAAGGGAGAAAAACAGCAUAACAGAGCAGGUUGAUUUGGAGCCUGGCAUGUAUUACAUCCUGCAGCAAGAGAGACUUCAGGAGACAACAGCUGCCGAGUAUCCAGAACUGAAGCUCACCUACAAACCUGAUGUCAGGAAGCUCAUUCUUUCUGGAUUGGCCUCAGAAGUGUUCAGUGUAAAGAGCAAGAUUCUGGAAGCAGUUUUGCAUAUGAAACACAAGCAGGUGGAGAUUGACCCCAAUAUUUUCAGCUUUCUCAGUGAAGUAGACAACAAGGAGCUGUCCUACUCCAUCUUCACUUCACGGGGCAUCAGUGCUGUUUACAAAAUGGAAGAUGGGUGCGUGGAGAUUAUAGGAAACAGUGACAAGGCCCUGACUGAAGCAGCAAAGCAGCUGCAGGCAGUUCUGGGUUUUCAGCACAUACAUGUAGAAGACAGAGAUGUGCUGAGGAAACCAGAGUGGCUGAAGUUGGUUAAUUACCUAAAGUCGGCUUUCAACUCGCCAGAAAAGACAGUAUCAAUAAGACGAACAGAGAUAAAGGGAGCACAAGACCAGAUAGUCGUUUCUGGCUUUUGUGAUCCGAUCAAUCAAGUGAGCAAGCAGCUUUCUGAUUUUCUGAACAAAAACACACAUGCUGUUGAAACAGUACACUUCAAGUCAAAAGCAAUGCUCAAAUUCAUCCAAGAUACAAAAAGCACUUCAUGGACUGAGAAGAUAAAUGGAGAGAUACAUGUUAAAUUUGAUGAGACCAAGAAACCAAGCAUCGUAUUGAGUGGUCCAAGGCUUUUUGUCAUGGAAGCCAAAGACUUAUUUGGCAACUUAAUCAAAUCAGUGUAUUUUGAUGUUUUGAAGGUCAGCAAACCAGGGGCAAAGACAUUUUUCAGUGAUCAGGAGGACUUAUAUGUAUCUAUGGCACUGAGAGAGCUGAAAUGUGUGGUGAAGCUUGAUGAUGAAGACUCAUUAGAGGAAGAUGAGCCCACUCAGUCUGUUUAUGAAGUGCAGACAAGUGACGGUGUGACAGUUACAGUCUGUAAAGCUGAUAUAUGUCAGUAUCCUGCAGAUGCUGUGGUCAAUGCCUCCAAUGAGAAUCUGCAGCACAUUGGAGGUUUGGCUUUAGCUCUCCUCAAGGCAGCUGGUCAUCAGCUGCAGGACCUCUGUGACCAGCACAUCAGAAGAAACGGACCCCUGAAGCCAGGAGAUGCUGUUAUCACGGAUGCUGGCCGUCUCCCUUGUAGACACGUCAUUCAUGCUGUUGGGCCUCGGUUUGGUGAUACAGACUCUAGAAGAGCAGUUUGUCUUCUCAAAAGGGCUGUGAAAGAAAGCCUGAGACUGGCUGAGACACACAACUGCUCAUCUAUAGCCAUCCCAGCCAUCAGCUCCGGCAUCUUCGGCUUUCCUCUGGACCUGUGUGCAGAAACGAUUGCUCGGUCCAUGAGGGAGCACUGUCAGGACUUCUACGGGGAGAACACGCUGAGGAAGAUCCACCUGGUGAAUAACGAUGACAAAACAGUGCAGGCCAUGACAGCUGCUGUGCAGAAGGAGUUUGCUGAUGAGACCCCACAGCUGAGGAGCCUGCCAGCCAAACCUGCUGAGGAACACAGACGAUUCAGGGGAGGUGAGAGAAGUGUAGAAGUCGAGAGCAGAGGAAGUAUGGAAACUGUCCAGACGAAGGAGGGACUUGCCAUCACCCUCAGGAAAGGGAACAUCCAGGAGGCAUCGACUGAUGUCACUGUGAACACCAUCGCUGAGGACUUGACCCUGGACAGCGGUGCAGUGUCCAAGGCGAUCCUCCGGGCAGCUGGGCCAGAUCUCCAGAAUCUGGUCUAUGAGGCAGCGUCGGCAGGCUCUGCAGGGGAGGGGGCUGUACUGGUCACUGAUGGCUGCAAUCUGAGGAGCAACAAGGUCUUCCACGUCAUCGCUCCUUACUGGGACAAAGGCAAAGGGACUGCAGAGAAGGUGUUUGAAGGUAUCAUUAAGGAAUGCCUAAAGAAAUCUGAGCAACUGAAGCAGAGAUCCAUGUCCUUCCCAGCCAUUGGCACAGGCAAUCUGGGAUUCCCAAAGCCCCUGGUGGCCUCAGUGAUGAUGGAACAGGUUCUGUUGUUCAGCAGCAAAUCCAAGCCCAAAUAUCUCCAGGAAGUUGCUUUUCUUUUACACCCCAGUGACACACAGACUGUUCAGGCCUUCACAGAUGAGUUCAGUAAGAGGUUUAAGAGCCAGACAGCUAAAGUGAAAAACUCUGGGUCAUCGUCUGAAUCUGCAUCAGCAGAGCUUGGAAAAGGUUUUUUUGGCAAAGUCACUUCACCGAAUCUAGGAGUGCAUGAGAUGAACAUUGGACAGAUACUGUUGCAGAUCAUCACUGGAGAUAUAACAAAAGAGACAACUGAUGUCAUUGUGAACUCCUCCAACAAUACCUUCUCCCUCAAACAAGGUGUUUCAAAGGCAAUUUUAGAGGCAGCCGGACAAGCAGUAGAGACAGAGUGCCAGCAGCUGAGUGCACAGCCCAACAAAGGAUUGAUAAUGACCCAAGCAGGCAAUCUGAAGAGCAAGAAAAUCAUUCACAUCGCAACACAAACUGAUCCAGAAAAAAUCUGCCAGUCUGUCAAAGCAGUUUUGCAGAUGUGUGAAGAAAACAACUUUACAUCUGUAUCGCUUCCUGCUCUUGGGACAGGGCAGGGUGGUGCCAGUCCUUCUGUGAUUGCAGACACAAUGCUGGAUGCUGUAGUGGACAUUGUCAGCCAGAAAUCUGCGCUUUCACUCCAAACCGUUCGAGUGGUCAUCUUCCAGCCACAGAUGCUGACAGAGUUUUAUAAAAGCAUGCAGAAAAGAGAAGGAACAGUCCCACCUGAGAAGGGAUCAGUCUGGUCGAAACUAAAAUCUUUUAUUUGGGGAGGUAAUGGGAAAGAGGAAAAACAAAUGGAGGAGAUUAUCAUCGAGGGAGAAAAGAUCAAGCCAGCAAUUUUCCACAUCUGUGGAGAAACAAAAAGUAGUGUAGAAAAAGCUAAGAAGUGGGUGGAAGAUCUGAUCAUCAAGGAGCAGAAUGAGAUGACCAUUGCGGACGAAUAUAUCUACAGCUUCACUCCACAGGAGCACGAGAGGAUCAUCAACCUUCAGAGGAAGCUGCAGGUCAGCGUGAAACUGGAGUGCACUGCCACCCAGGCCUACGUCAAGGUGGAAGGCCUCAGCAGAGACGUGCUGAAGGCUGUCACUGAAGUCCAGGACAUGAUCAAGAAGAUCCGCGAUGAGGAGACCUUGAAACGAGAGGCAGAACUGGCCAGCAACCUGGUGGAGUGGCAGUACGAGGAUGGGAAUAAAUUUCUCCGCUUUGACAACCUCACCAACCUCAGGCUGGAACAGGCUUUUGCCAACAAGGUGCCCGAUGUCUCCAUCACUAUACAGGAGGAAGAAUACAAGGUGUUCUUGCCCGAUGGCCCAGCAGUGGGCUUUCAGGACGUCACCUUAAAAAUAAGAAGAAUCAAUAAGACUGAAGCCAAACAUUUGAAUGACCUUCCACAACACUGGGAUUCCAUGGCUGGAGUUAAGGGAGCCCUGACUGUGGUCUUACAAGCAGGAACGCCUGAGUACAAAGAAGUAGAAGACUUAUUUAAAGCAACCUGUGCGAAAAACAGUGUUUUAAAGAUUGAAAGAAUCCAGAAUGUCACCCUGUGGAAAAACUACCAGAUCCGGAAGCAAGAGUUGGACGACAAGAAUGGGCACCAGAACAAUGAAAAGCGCCUGUUCCACGGAACCAGUGAACCCACCAUUAAAACCAUUAACGCCUAUGGCUUUAACCGCAGCUUCGCUGGCAAGAACGCUGCUUGCUAUGGAAAUGGAACGUAUUUUGCAGUCAAUGCAAACUACUCAGCCCAGAAUACCUACUCUGUGCCAGACGCACUGGGGCAGAAGUACAUGUACCUGGUCAAGGUCCUUACUGGUGAUUUCACCAAUGGAAGACAAGGAAUGAUCGUUCCUCCAUCCAAGAACAACUCAACCAUUGAUCUGUACGACAGCGUAACUGACAAUGCGGGAAAGCCCACCAUGUUUGUUAUAUUCAAUGACAUCGGGGCCUACCCUGAAUACCUGAUCACUUUCCGAUAAUAGCCAUUGUGGAAGACAUAUGGUAAAAAUUACACUUUGUGGUAUAAAUGUGACCAUAGCUGGCACUUCAGAGCAAAUGUCCUUUCCUGAAGGUGAGAAGAAAGAAGUUUACAGUUUGUUUUUCUUUUUAAAGUUAUUAUGGGCUAAACAUAUAUAGUAUUAGUUUCUGACAUCACUGUCCUUGAAAUCAAAAUUCUCUUUCUGUUCUCUGAUACGGUAUUAUGCAAUAUAAUAAAACCAUGUGGCAGUCAAACCAGAAGAGAGUGAAACAGACACGGGGGGAGACGACGAGGAACUCGGCAGGCAGACGAACAGGGGAGUGUGACGACUGUGCACUGGUGCUCGGGGGGGGGCGUGGUCCUGGCGUACAAGUCCAAGGGAGUCCAAAGGGAAAUCUAGGGUGUUGUCCAAAAGUCCAGAGCCGGAAAAUCCAAACGAGACAAAGACAAGACAAGGUUUAAAAACCGGAGCGGGGUCCGGUUCAGGGACGGGGAAUAAAAUAGGGUUAUGGGGCCAGGCGCUCCCAGCCCCAGACCUAGACCUAGAUGGUCAGGAUGCCAUGGUGAAGCCUGUGCCAUCUGGUCUCACUGAGCCCAGAAUGGUAGGAGCGUCUGGUUUAAAUAGGGAGGGGCUGAAAAGGAGGCAGGUGCACAUAAUCAAGUAAAACAGGAAACAGCUGGAGCGCCCUUAAGAGGAGGGAUUUACCAUCGUGACAGUGGAAGCCCCCAUAGACAUAAAUGUUAAUCACAAAAGAACAAAACUCCUGCAUUUCAAUCUGGAUGAAGCAGGAGUUAAUUCCCUGCUGGACAGUAAAAAGAUGAAAAAACACAACUUGUGGCUGCUCAAGUGUGUGUUGCAGAAUGGGGGAGAGGAAAACGUAAUGCAGAGAUGAGGUAAAUAGUUCCACAUGAAAGAAUUCUGCUGCUUCCCUGACAAUAAUGAAUAUGGAUAUGCUGCUGUCUGUGUUAAUAUCUUCCUGGUAUUUCUUUUUGGUGGUAAAAGGAUUGUUAAAAGUUGAAAUUAGUAUGAAAAUUGUCAAAAUAAAAGUUACAAUCCA